Colius striatus (speckled mousebird) is the source of this 1350-nucleotide messenger RNA. Its product is annotated as inositol monophosphatase 2-like. The transcript has 8 exons. Lineage: Eukaryota; Metazoa; Chordata; Aves; Coliiformes; Coliidae. The record is from RefSeq and is a predicted model, not a curated record. Gene Ontology annotation, molecular function: inositol monophosphate 1-phosphatase activity. Gene Ontology annotation, biological process: phosphatidylinositol phosphate biosynthetic process; signal transduction; inositol metabolic process.
AUGUCGGGCGAGGGGCGGCUGGGCCACGGCAAUGGCGGUGGCGGUGGCGGCGACAGUGCUGAUGGCGGCGGUGCGGGGCAGGCCGGGCCGGCGGCCUCUCCGCCACAUCCUGCCCUCGGCGGCUCGGCGCGGCCUCGGCGCUCCUCUCGGAGGCCCCCUCCCCGCCUCUCCCGGCCCUUCUCCGGCCCCGGGGCUCAGCUCCAGUCAGCGCCCAGCAGCCAGGCGCCGCGUUGUAGCCCCGCCUUUCCCAUUGAUGGCGGCAGCCGCCGGGCCGCCUCCCUCCGGCCCGCUCCCCCCAGCGGGGAGGCGCCACGGCGCGGAGUGACAGCGGCGGCUGCGGCGCACCGGGCGGGCGGGCGAGCGGGCGGCGGUGCGUGGGCCGGCCGGCCGCCCUCCUCCGCGGCCGCUCCUCGGCGAGGAGCCGGGCCCUCCGCGGCCCCCUGCCCCGGCCCGGACAGCGGAGUCGCCGCCGCUAGGAAGCCGUGCGAGGAGGAGGAGGAGGAGAUGGGGGCGGCGGCCGGCGGCGGGGACCCCUGGAAGGAGUGCGCGGAGGCGGCGGUGCAGCUGGCGCUCCGCGCCGGACAGAUUAUUAGGAAAGCUCUAACAGAGGAAAAACAAGUGUCCACAAAGACAUCUGCUGCAGAUCUUGUAACAGAAACUGAUCAUUUUGUGGCAAGUUGAAUUAUUUCUGUUCUGAAAGAGAAAUUUCCUUCCCACAGGUUUAUUGCAGAAGAGUCCACUGCUGCUGGUUCAAAAUGUGUCCUCACUGACAGUCCGACCUGGAUUAUUGAUCCUGUUGAUGGAACGUGCAACUUUGUGCACAGAUUUCCGACAGUGGCAGUGAGCAUUGGAUUUGCUGUUAACAAAGAGUUAGACUUUUCAAACAUGGAAUCUGCAGAGAAACACUUCCAUGCUUUUCUGAAAAUCUGCCUGGAAGCUGUUGAAUUACUGGAAGCAACUGCCUACAUUGCAGAUAUCUCGAAGGCCUUAAUUUUAACAGAAAUUGGUCCAAAACGUGACCCUGCGACUUUGAAAUUGUUCCUUGGAAACAUUGAGAGAUUGCUCAAGGCCCAAGCACACGGGGUCCGUGUGAUCGGGAGCUCAACCCUGGCCCUGUGCCAUUUGGCGUCCGGUGCUGCAGACGCCUAUUACCAGUUUGGGUUACACUGCUGGGACUUGGCAGCAGCCACUGUCAUUAUUAGAGAGGCAGGUGGCACCGUGAUAGACACUUCAGGGGGACCGCUGGAUCUGAUGUCCUGCCGAGUGAUUGCUGCGGGCACCAGAGAGAUGGCUGUGUUCACAGCUCAGGAAUUACAAACCAUUCACUACAGACGGGAUGAUGAAAACUAA